GAAUGUGAAACUAUCUGGAAACUAAGAGAUUGAAAUGGUAUGAAAGUUAUCUGGCUUCCUAAGCGACGGUAAACAUGGGCUCCUAAAGUUAUCAAAUUUUACAGAAAUUUUCUUAUUAUAGAAUGAUUAAUAGCUCGCGUGGGAAAACUAGAGUGAGUUUCGUAUGUCAAAAAUGUUCACAGCCCUUACGACUCGAUCAAAGUUCGUUCAGUUUAAUUGAUGAUGAAACCCUCACAGAACUUACUCUUCCUCUACCAAUUUUUCCAAAUGUUUCAACUGAAAAGACAGAUGCUGAUAAAGCCAUUAGCGAUAAGGGGGAAAACUUACCUACAGUGGAUGAUGAUGAGGUAGUUCGGAAAACAAUAACAUCCAAAAGGUCCGUGGAUGGCAAUGGAUUCAUGCUCAUUGAUGCUCAAAAUGUUCAUUCGGACAAUCUUAGUCAUCGAUUAAAGGUUACCAGUCAACUGUUUGACAUUAUGUCUGCCCAAUCAGACAUUGACCACCCGCUGUGCGAGGAAUGCACAGAUACAUUAUUGGAUCAGUUGGAUCAUCAACUUAAAGUGACAACGGAGGAACUCAAUGAUUACAGCAAGCAGUUUACUGAGAAGCUUGACGACACAGCCGAAGAAGAUCCAGCAAUGCUGGAAAAAGAAUUAGAUGAUUUGAAACUCGAAGAAUCACAGUUGAUGCAGGAGUUGGAAAAAAUCGAAGUGGAAAGUAGCAAAGUGAAGCAAUCCAUUGCAAAGCAAAAACAGGAAUCCGAAAAGUUAUUUAAAGAGGAGGAGAAAUACUGGAAACAGUACAACGAAUAUCAAAAACAAAUUCUCGAUUUCGAAGAAGAGCAACAAAGUGUUGAAAACCAGCUCCAUUAUGCUCAAAUGCAGCUUGAUAAACUGAAGAAAACGAACGUGUUCAACAGCACAUUUAAUAUUUGGUAUAAAGGACAUUUUGGUACAAUCAAUAAUUUCCGUUUGGGACGUCUUCCAAGUGUUCCUGUCGAGUGGAGUGAAAUCAACGCGGCUUGGGGUCAAACCGUUCUCCUUUUGCAUGCUUUAGCACGCAAAAUGAAUCUAACGUUCAAGAAAUACCGUCUCGUGCCGUUCGGAAAUCAUUCAUAUUUAGAAAGUCUCGAAGAUCGAUCGAAAGAGUUACCGUUAUACGCUGCUGGAGGCUUUCGAUUUUUCUGGGAUACAAAGUUUGACCACGCUAUGGUCGCUUUUCUUGAGUGUCUUCAAGAAUUCAAAGAGGAAGUAGAGAAAGUUGAUAAACGUUUCUGUUUACCUUACAGAAUGGAGAAUGGAAAAAUGUACGACUCUAGUGGAACGGGAGGAUCUUAUUCCAUCAAAAUACAGUUUAAUUCCGAAGAACAUUGGACUAAAGCUUUGAAGUUCAUGUUGACGAACCUGAAGUGGGGAUUAGCUUGGCUUAAUGCUCAAUUCUCUGAGAAAUAGCGAGAGACGAUGAGUAGUCCUUGUAUCCUAAUCAUUUUCACUUUGCAAACAUAGGCGUACGAGAGGGGGAGGCAAAUUUUAACCUUAUUAUGGCGGGAAAAAUACGAUUCACUUCCACAAACCAUUGAACUAAGUAUUUAACUGUAGGGCUAUCUUUAAACUGUAAACAUGCGUGUGCGUACUUACAUAAAGCCAAAUUUUACCCACAAAUGUCAUUACUGAAUUUUAAUUGUGCCACACGUGAUAAGAUUUCAGCUAGUCUAAUUGCUGGCUUAAAAAUUUUGGCUGAAAGUAGCGUUCCAGUUAUAUUAAAGCCAAUGGACUAACCUAACCUAGGGGGGGGGAGUGUAAAGUUUAUUAAAUGGCAUUUUAGUGUGUGAAGAGAUAUCCACACACACACAGAGACACAGACACACACCUUCAUAAUAGCUGCCUUGCGUCUAUGUUUGCGAAGUUCGUUUCAACCACCAUAACAACGUAACAUAUAAUUUUGACUCCUUAUCCGUAAUAUACUUUAGAAUCUGAUUUUUAGCAUGUUAAUAAUAUUACAAAACAUCCGUCCUUUGCUUCAACUUA
Messenger RNA from Xenia sp. Carnegie-2017, 2027 nucleotides. Its product is annotated as beclin-1-like. The transcript has 15 exons. The record is from RefSeq and is a predicted model, not a curated record. Gene Ontology annotation, biological process: late endosome to vacuole transport; cellular response to nitrogen starvation; autophagosome assembly. The coding region runs from base 123 to 1451 and encodes 442 amino acids. Gene Ontology annotation, cellular component: phosphatidylinositol 3-kinase complex, class III, type II; phosphatidylinositol 3-kinase complex, class III, type I; phagophore assembly site. NCBI's taxonomy places the organism in Eukaryota, Metazoa, Cnidaria, Anthozoa, Malacalcyonacea, Xeniidae.